GCAGCUGGGCCGGGGACCGUGGACACGUCUGACCUGCGAGUCGGGCGAGGAGGGGCUGGAAAUGGGAAGCUGCGGGGCUGGGGACCGUCCCUGAGCUCGGCCUGCGUGCUGGAGGCGGAGGAGCGAAGUCGGGACUGAGUGGGCGGGAAGAGAGCCUGGGCUGAGAGAUGGCUACUGAUCACAAAAAAGGGCACGUGCAACUGCCCCGAGCUGAUGCCAUUCGGUCACGUCUGAUUGACACGUUCUCUCUCAUUGAGCAUUUGCAAGGCUUGACCCAAGCGGUGCCAAGGCACACUAUCCGGGAGUUACUUGAUCCUUCUCGUCAGAAGAAACUUAUGUUGGGCGAUCAACACCAGCUAGUGCGCUUCUCCAUAAAGCCUCAACAUGUGGGACGGAUUUCCCAUGCCCAGAGAAUGUUGAGCAGGCUUCAUGUGCGAUGCAGUCAGAAGCCGCCUCUCUCCCUGUGGGCUGGAUGGGUCCUUGAGAGCCCUCUCUUCAGGAACUUCAUCAUCUUCCUCAUCUUUUUGAACACCAUAGUGCUGAUGGUUGAAAUAGAAUUGCUGGAAUACACAAAUAGCAGUCUCGAGCCAUUGAAGCUGACUGUGGAGGUGGCAGCUUGGUUUAUUUUGUUAAUCUUCAUCUUGGAGAUCCUACUUAUGUGGCUAUCCAGCUUUUUCCUCUUCUGGAAGAGUGCCUGGAAUGUCUUUGACUUUGUUGUUACCAUGUUGUCCCUGCUUCCGGAGAUUGUGGUGCUGGGAGGGGUAACAGGCCAGUCUGUGUGGCUCCAGCUGCUGAGGAUCUGCCGGGUACUGAGGUCUCUCAAACUCAUUGCACGAUUUCGUCAAAUUCGAGUUAUUAUUUUGGCCCUGGUCAGGGCUCUCAAGAGCAUGACCUUCCUCUUGAUGUUGCUGCUCAUCUUCUUCUACAUUUUUGCCGUGGCUGGUGUCUAUUUCUUCGAGAAGUAUACCCGUUCAACUCGCCAGGACCUGGAGUACAGCUUGUUCUUCUCGGACCUUCUGAAUUCCCUAGUGACAGUGUUCAUCCUCUUCACCUUGGAUCAUUGGUAUGCGCUCCUUCAGGAUAUCUGGAAGGUGCCUGAAGUCAGCCGCUUCUUUAGCAGCGCCUAUGUCAUCCUUUGGCUGUUGCUUGGCUCUAUUAUCUUUCGGAACAUCAUAGUAGCCAUGAUGGUUACUAAUUUCCAGAAUAUCAGGAAUGAGCUGAGUGAGGAGAUGACACAUCUGGAGGUUCAGCACAAGGCUGACAUAUUCAAGCGGCAGAUUAUCCAGAGGAGGCAAAACCUGUCCCCUGAGUUGCUGAGGUCAAGCCAGAGCAAAAUCGAUAGCAGAUUAACCAGUCAACCAAGGAUAUCUGUGUCCUUAUCCAAAGAUUCUAAAGGAAAGCCUAAACUCAUAGAUACUGAAGAGGAUAUAGCAACAUCUGUGUCAAAAACCAAGGAAUCCUUGUCAGUAAUAAAAGAGUACCCAUAUUCCUCCUCUGCCUCCUCUGUAGCCUCCGUCUGUUCCUCAUCUUUUGAGACCACAUAUCCUGAUGCUGUUGAUCAGUUGGACUGGGAGACCCUUGUGCAUCAGAAUCUGCCUGGGCUAAUGGAAAUGGAUCAGGAUGACCGUGUUGUUUGGCCUAGAGAUUCACUCUUCCGAUAUUUUGAGUUACUAGAAAUGCUUCAGUAUAACCUAGAGGAGCGUAAGAAGUUGCAAGAGUUUGCAGUGCAGGCACUGAUGAACUUUGAAGAUAAGUAAAGAUGACAGUGGACGCCUUCUGUAUCUUUGGGCACAGCAAAAGACAAUGGAGAGAGAACAGAGAAUUGGAAACAGAGAAUUCAAUUAUAAAUUUCUAA
Messenger RNA from Lepus europaeus (European hare), 1855 nucleotides. RefSeq names its product cation channel sperm associated 2 (gene CATSPER2). Gene Ontology annotation, cellular component: membrane; CatSper complex. NCBI's taxonomy places the organism in Eukaryota, Metazoa, Chordata, Mammalia, Lagomorpha, Leporidae. The record is from RefSeq and is a predicted model, not a curated record. Gene Ontology annotation, molecular function: calcium-activated cation channel activity. Gene Ontology annotation, biological process: flagellated sperm motility; fertilization; transmembrane transport. Bases 168 to 1757 code for a protein of 529 amino acids. The transcript is spliced from 13 exons.